Messenger RNA from Exaiptasia diaphana, 1865 nucleotides. Its product is annotated as tyrosinase. The transcript is spliced from 4 exons. The record is from RefSeq and is a predicted model, not a curated record. Lineage: Eukaryota; Metazoa; Cnidaria; Anthozoa; Actiniaria; Aiptasiidae. Gene Ontology annotation, molecular function: oxidoreductase activity. Bases 573 to 1769 code for a protein of 398 amino acids.
UUGUCCCAACCAGGAAAGUCGUACCAUCACUCGCAUGAUUGCAGCAGAUUAAACUGGGUCCCUAUUUAACGCUUAAUAAUUUUUUGUACUGUGUAUUCAUUCAGUGAAGAAAAGCUCAAAAUAUUCAGUUUUUAUCAUAUUUUCAUCCUUUUAUAUUACCGUUAUCAUUCGUUAUCAAUAAAUCGAAUCGUACGAAUGAGAUUUUCAAGAAUUCAUGACUAACUUUAUGAAAAGCUUUCCACGAUGAUCAAUAYUCCCUUGUAAUCCCACGCCUUUUUUUUCGUGUUCAAUCUGUUUAUAUCUAUUUUCCUUGUUGUUUUUUGGURUUAAUGUAAUAACUUGUAUCACGAUCGAGCGGAAAGGUUGUAGCACCUAUAAUGAUGCGUUGGUUGGUCUCAGUAUGGUGUACGCAGCAAGCUAUUUCCUGAUUGCUUAAGAAAUAAGCACAACUAAAAAUGGACAAUGAGCGUGGURACUUCAAUGAAAGAUCAUGCGAUGAAAAGCGUCGGGCUUAAGAACCCUGAUAGAUUAUAGAAAAAGCUGUACUAAUAGAAAACUAAGUUAAGGGUAUUAUGACAUCCCACUUCUUAAUUUUCGUUGGUUUAAUGCUAUGGGUACGCACCGUUACAUGUGGGAGACUUGACGAACAACUUUGUGCAGAUCUUGUGCAUAAGGAAUGUAAAUGUGACAUUGCGCAUGCGCGUGUCACGAGGAAGAAGACUGAUGUAUGCCGUAAACUCCAGUCUUGCGGUGAGUGUAUGGCAAUCCCAAGAUGUCAGUCAAGAUACCUCGAUGAAUAUAGAUCUCUAUUGCUGACUACUGUGAAAUUUAGCCGACUUACAUCAAUAUGUCCUGAUAUACAAUACAAAAAACUACUACGGAGCAUUAAAGCUUCAAGACAGAAGUGUUCAGACGGAAAAGUCUACACAGAUCGUUGUGGCGAACGGUGCAAAUGUCAGGACGGGCGUUACGUAUGCUAUCGCGUACGUAAAGAAUUUACGCAAAUGAGUUUCUCAGAACGCCGUCGUUACGUUAGUGCUUUCUACAAAGCUACUACGGAUCCGUACUACAAGGAUGCGUUUGAAGAGUUGUUAAACGCUCAUUCUUCGAUGCCAACUCUAUAUCUUCACCACAUGCCACAAAUAUUCCUGCCUUGGCAUCGAUGGUAUUUGAUAAAAAUCGAGGACUUCCUUCGCCAUAUUGAUUGCCGUAUAACCUUGCCUUACUAUCAAUGGACUGCGCCUGCUCAGCCUUUCCAAACUGAUGACCCAAGAAGUGUUUGGAGCGCGGGCCCAGAGGGUCUUGGUGGAAACGGUGUCCCCCCGGAUUGGUGUGUAAAGACUGGGGUUUUCCGCGAGGGGAAUUGGGCGUUACCAAUCAAUAAAGGCGGKGGGUGCCUUAAGAGGAAUUUUAACUUCUCAUGUGCUCUUUACGAUGACGAUUAUCUUGAUAAAACCCUACAAGACAAUUUCACGAUGUUUGAAUUAAUCGUAAGAGAAAAAUUACAUAAUGAUUUUCACGACUGUGUCGGAGAAUUGAUGCACGAACACGUGACAGCAGGAAACACACCGGAGUUUCUCCUUCAUCAUUCRUUCAUCGAUAAGAUAUGGGACCAUUACCAGUCUGAAGGCAACGACAAUAAGUUCGCAUAUUUUACAUCWCUCAAUAUACGAAUGCCACAAGCGGACCGCUUUCCAUGGGAAUACCUUGAUAAUAACAAUCUUCCUGGCGAUGUAAGAGUACAAUAUMAAGAAUAUCAAAGACCUUAGUUGUGUUAGAACUAUGGAGUAACUUAUUAAGGUGUUUAAUCGUAAUAAUUAAAUAGCACGUCAAAAAUUUAGGUUAAGAUUUUUUUCAAACUUCGU